AGAACCGCUGAAUAGUUUCCACAAAGCUGGCUGCUAUUUUGUUGUGGGUUUUUUUUUUCCCCCACUUUGGUGUGUGACACCUGGGCUCCUUAAGGGGGCAGCUGAGACAGACUACGAGAUGAAACCAGCUCUGCGAACUACAACAUUGAAAUCAUUGAGAAUCUACGUGUGUAUCAUCGUUCUGUGUGCUCUAGGAAUAUCUAUGCUAUAUUCAAAAUGUUCCGACUACAUGGAUAAACAGCAGUUACAACUGCUGAAGGACGAGUGGAUCCCGUUCGGUGUCGAAAAAGGUCAGUUUUCACGAGGAAGCCGAUGAUGUCUUUUGCUUGUUUUGUUUAUUUAUUUUGUUUUGUUUAAUGAUUCUUUUUUAAAAUAGUUGAAGUUUAAGCAAGAGUCAUUUAAAAAUAUAUUAUUAAUGGGGCUGCUCUCCUUAGACGGUGUUAACAUUUUGUAAAAACAGUACCUUAGCAACGGACUGUCUCUUUGCGUUUCAGUCUCAAUGUUAAAACGAUACGCGCCAUUUUGAAUCACCGAUCUGACUCUUUAUCGAACUUUGAAUAACUCAUUGCAAAGGCACAAACGGUCCGUUAUACAAGAUAAUUUUUUUUUUAUUAUGUCCUCAUGAGGACAUUAUUUUGUGAACAAAUCAUGUAUUGGCGAAUGGUGAAACAUACAUUUAAAACAUAGUCACUAUAUUUGUCCAAAUAUUGGGAUACUUGUUUUUUUUUUUUUUUUUGUUGUUCGCCCUUCAGAAUCGAUUGGGGCGUAGAGACACUGCUUCCCGGACAUAUAUUUUUUUAUCUUGGUAGGCUUGGUGUCUGAUGUCCCUAAGCUUAAUAUAAGAAGAUAGAAGAACAAGGUAUGUGGAGGCCUUGAAAUGAGAAGGACAUGGCAAUAAAAGAAGAGCGCAUCGGCUAAGAGCCUUCCUCAGCAGACAGAACAAAUGAAAUAAAUAACAAGAAACAGAAAGCAGUUUUUUUAAAAAUAACUUUAGUGUUCGCCAUACUCUUGUCAUUACCUGAAAUUGUUUUGUUUUUAAAUCGAGAUUACAGGAAGUCAAAGAUCGUAUGCAUUAUUACUGUCAAAAUAAGAUUUUAACGGACAAAAAUAUUUAGGAAAUAUGUAAAAUAUAAAAAAUAAGAAAAGAGAUACAUGGAAAUUGAGGAACACUAGAUCUUGUACGUUAUAAUUUUAAAAAUGUCACUUUCAAUUCUUCAUUACUAAUAUCAGCCAGUCAGUGACGAUCUAUGUUAAACAUUUCCCCUUGGUGGCCAUAACUAAGUGACACACAACUGUUUGAGUUUGACAGACGAAAACUACAUAAGAUGAGUUAGUGGGUGAGAAUUGUCUCAACAGUUGAUUGUCGGCUAUUUGCCUGUCUCGCGGUUGUCUUGUGGCAGAGUAGUCUUUGAACCAGAUUGUUAUGCGGUUGAUUGAAGCCCAGUUGUCUGUCUCACGGUUGUGUGAUGCCAAAAAUUGCAUGUCUUGUUCCCAACUGUCUGUAUCCCUGUUUACUGGCACCCAAUUUUUGUGUCACUGUUGUCUGGUGUCCGAUCGUCUGCCGCUAGGUUGAACUCGUCCAUCUGUCAUUGUGUUUGAUCAACUUCAUCAUAGAAUAGUGCUAUCCGCUACCAACAUUGGCAAUUUAUCCCAGCAAGCAGCCGACCUCACCGCUACCAACAUUGGCAAUUCAUCCAAGCAAGAAGCUGACCAUUCCGCUACCAACAUUGGAAACUCAUCCAAGCAAGAAGCCGACCUAUCUGUCCAGACGUUAACUUGUCCAGUUUGUUAUUUUACUUAUUAUUUGUGCUUCCCAUAGAAAGAGACCAAACACUUGGAACUUGGCACACAUUUAAGAGAAGUGUAAUAGGUGCGCCUUUGCCAUAGGCGUAACUAGGAUGAUGUGAUUAAAAGUUCCCAGAGGCAGAACCGGGAUAUAAGAAAAUGGGCAUCAGAAUAUUUUGCAUUCAUGUCUAAUUUAGCAUCGUGCAAGAAUUGCGGCAUCUCUUCACGUAGCAUGAAAAAUCUCCUCAAAACUUUUCCAUUGGAAAGACACCUCACGUGGGAGUAAAACAAGGGUAUUUCGUAUCCAGAAACACUUUAUUUGCAUAACUCAGUAUACAGUCGAGAGUUGAGUGCAUUCACUUAAACAAAGUUCACUGCUGUAAUCACUGUGACAGUAUGACUGGACGUCAUGAGUUGUUUUUAUUCAUGAAAGUUUUUGAACGUAAAUGCGUGAAAAUCUGGAAUGAGUGAUCUUUUAUGUAGAAGUAUACAAAGUUAGAAAAGGUCAAAAUAAAGUCAGUUGUUAACGAAUCCUGAAGAGUGAGCAUCAUUCAUUUCUAUUACAAUCACUUUAUUGAGAACCUUUGUCAACUUAUCAGGCGUGGAGAUGAACAGUGCAGAUGGUAUCAAUAAAAUUGGGGCAUUUUCGCUUAACUAAAGUUCGAAAACCUAAACGGAAACUAGAUGCCAACUGAAUUUCGGUUUCGGUGCUAAAAGUUGCCAUUUAAUCACUUUCGGCGUAGUUUCGGUUUCGGUCGAAACAGAAAAGUUAACUUUUGGUUGAUUUUUGGCUUCGACGGUCCAGCGUUAUAGGUCACAAAAUUACUUUUUAUUUUAACAUCAAAUUUAAUCGUUAAAACUUUACAUUCCUGGUCUUCAAAGAUGAAAACCUGUUAUAUUACUUCAUCGAUAUUCUUCGCGUUACCACUUUCAGUUGACAACAUCGCAAGACUUCUCUGUUAAGUUCUCUUUUUAAAAAUAAACAUAUGCUUAACAAUUCAGAAAAUCAUUGGCGUUAACAAAACGUGGGUACAUGUAUAUAAGAAUACUCAAAAACAUCAAAACCCAAUCAUUUUACACACUUAAAAAUUUAAUUUUGAAAAAUGGAGAUGGGUUAAUAUUUUCUUUCAAAAAAAUGAAAGCAUAUUUUUGUUUUUACUUCGCGAAAAAUAAAGUUGGUUUACAUUAUUAUGAGAUUAACAAUUAAAAAAAAAAAAGUCACGCAUGUUUGUUAUAGACGUGAAAAACGGUUGCGAGAUUCUUCUUUGGAUAAAAUAAUUCUUUGUUUUACGAUUUUAUGAUAAUGUAUAUUUGUUUUAAAAAGGCGAAAAUGUGUUUAAAUUUUUGAUGAAGAUAUCAGUAAUAUAUCGAAGUCCUGUAAUAUAAAAUAUAUUUAUAUCAUGUACAGAGGGUUUUUUUUUUUUUUUGUGGUAAAUUUAAGAUUAGGUUUUUUAACAAUUUAUAUAGAAAAAAAGUUGUAAUUCAAGGGCACGAAAAGGGUUAAAUCUAAACUAUUUUCUAGCGUAGUAAAUGCCCUUCAAUUAACUUUGUAUUUAGUGACAAAGGUGAUAUAGUUAGUGAUAAUUUAGAUUGGGUAAUUUAAGGUCAUGUUUAGAGAGGAAAAAAUGUAUGUAGUUUAGGGGCGUGAAAUGGAGUAGGGAACGCGUAAACUAUUUAACAGAUAAAUACUUCUCAAAACUUAAUGAUGUCAGAAACGAAAAUAUCAUUACAUUUUGAAAUUUAUGAAUUGUGAUGAGUUUUUGCAAUAGCAUUUAGAAACUGUCGCAAAGGACCUAUCAUUAUUAUCCCGAUAACAUCGGGCCAUUUAUUCUAGUACUCUUAUAAUAAACACAUUUUUCGAAGUUUUGUGAUAGGUUGUGAUAACUAUCAAAUUUCAUGCUUCACGGGGGUGACACAUUGUGAAUCAACUGAAGUAUUUGGAAUUGCUGAGAAUGGUAAAUUGUACAGUAUCUUGAACAACUGGUAGAACAGUGGUUUCAAACUCUUUUUUUUUUUUCCUCUCGUAGAAUGUUCAUUUACGAUUACCCCACUUUUCUUUACCUCCCAAGUCAACACUAAAACAAUUAAUUUAAACAAUAAAUCAGGUAAAUAAUCCAACACAGCUGACAAAGAUGAUGCCAUUAUAGGAUUUUAUUGUCUACUUUACAAGCUACUUCCGUUUCUUUUCUUUUCUUUCUUUCUUUCUUUCUUUCUUUCUUUCUUUCUUUCUUUCUUUCUUUCUUUCUUUCUUUCUUUCUUUCUUUCUUUGAAAGAAAGAAAGAAAGAAAGAAAGAAAGAAAGAAAGAAAGAAAGAAACUUUCUUUCUUUCUUUCUUUCUUUCUUUCUUUCUUUCUUUCUUUCUUUCUUUCUUUCUUUCUUUCUUUCUUCUUUCUUUCUUUCUUUCUUUCUUUCUUUCUUUCUUUCUUUCUUUCUUUCUUUCUUUCUUUCUUUCUUUCUUUCUUUCUUUCUUUCUUUCUUUCUUUCUUUCUUUCUUUCUUUCUUUCUUUCUUUUUUUUAACAUGUUACAUAGCUAAAUCUUACUCCAAAAAUAAACAUUGCAACAAUUGGCCGGCCAUAAAACGGGAUUUCAAAAAUCAAUGGAAACGUGUAACAUCCGGGCUUUAAUUUAGCAAUACGGUGUUCUCAUUAUUAAUUGUAUUCUAACAAUAUUUUUAAUGGAUAGCAUUUGUUGUUAGCAUACCACUAAAUAUUGAACUAUAGUUUGAUGUAUAAAUGAACAGGGGUUAAACAAAACACAUACAAUUUUUUUUUUUCGUUUCCUGCCCUUAACAAUAUUUUUUUUAUUUUUUUUUUUGUUCAGCCUUAAAGUGGUCCACCACGCACUCUCAGGGUCCGCGUACCACAGGCUGGGCAACCGCUGUGGUAUAACAUUUUUUUUUUCUCCGCGGAUCAUUUUAAGAAGUAUAACAAGUCCGGCAAGGCUCUAACAUCUUAUAAUCCACAGCAUACAAAUAAUAUUUAGUCGUGGUUGCUGAAAAGGAAGGGGAAAAAAUGUCACUUGGUCAGUAUUUAAAGUGGAUACAAUUAAUCUUGGUCUACAUUGAACCAAGACAGAUUGGCGAUUUCAUUUCCUUUGAACGCCGAGUAAGAAAUCUUGGCGAGUUUUGGCUUUCAAGAGACAUCACUGACCCCUUCUCUACUUAACAAGUGCCACAGAAAGACAAUUUUUACAAUAGCAUAAAUAAUAUAUCUCAACAACAGUUGAACAUAAAAAUUAAACAGCCUCUAAACGCAAAGUUUAGAGCGUAUAAAUACUCUCUAUGCAUUUUUGUCUGCAUUUAUGCAUUUGUACUAGAUUUAUCCUUUAUGUGAUUUGUAGCAACUGUUUUUGUAUAUGGGAAUAGUUUUUAUCAAACUUAGUACAUUAGAAACUUAACAGACUAAAGAUUUAUUUAAACCCAAAUACGUCACAAACGCAAAGUAACAGCUACACAAUUAAUCUCCACACCAAAACACGCACGCAUUGAACAAAUCAUAUUUCAUUCAUCUUCCCCUUGAAAAGCAGGAAAAUAUUAUUUUUGGGGAGUUGGGGGUGGGGCUGAAAAUUUUAAAGAAUGUGUUGUCAUCGGCGACGAGUCUGUGUGCCAAGUUUCAGCUCGAAAGGAUGACGGAAAGUGGGUCAAUUAGCCUACCGAUGAUUAUUGCCGCCACACAGAAUCACGCAAACAAAAGCAAAGUUAAUAUAAAGAAUUUUAUAAUGAAUGAACAACAACCCAUAUACGGAAUCAUAAUAGUUAAGUUCUAUACCAGUUAUAAUUUUUGGUUGCGGUAAGAUGGAGAGUUAAUACAAAAAUAGUUGUUUGCGCCAGGUCUAAAAAAAAAGUUCAUACGGCAUUGAUAAUAGCUUGUUAAUAAAAAGCGACAUCGACCUAUUUUCUUAUCGGAGUAAACCCCCUUUCAUACACCGCCAAUGAUACUUUUAAAAUGGAAGGUUGGUUAUGACCUUACCAUUUCAUGAAACUAACAUUUCAUGACCCUUGCAUUGAUAACCCUAACAUUUCCAUGCCCCCUGACCUUUUAUCUUAACAUUCCACGAACUUAACAUUUCAUGAACCAUACGUACCAUGACUCUAAAAUUUUAUGACAUUAACAUUCAAUGACCCUGACAUUUCAUGACCCUAACAUUCCACGAUCUUAACAUUUCACUAAUCAACAUCCCAUGGACAUAACAUUCCAUGAUCCUAAAAUUUCAUGACCAUAAUAUUUCAUGACCUUAAAAUAUCUUAACCCUCACAUUUCACGACCCUCAUAUCAGCGCUGCUAUAAGGCCAUAUAAUAUGAGGCCAUAAUGUGUCAUGUAUUUUCUGUUUUUCGUUCUUAGGAAAUUACAGCUUCACCGUUGUCACUGGCCUGUUUGACAUAGGUCGUGGUUCUUGGUGGACUCAGAGCAGGACUUACAAUGAAUACCUGGGACAGAUGUUACAGGUAAUUCAUUUAUAGCAGUGGUUCUCAACAUUCCUAAUGCCGCGAUCCUUUAAUACAGUUCCUCAUAAUGUGGCGACCUCCAAACAAAAAAUUGUUUUCGUUGCUACUUCAUAACUGUAGAGGAUAUGUAUUUCCGAUACUCUUAGUCGACCCUUGUGAAAGGGUCGUUAAACCCCCAAAGGGGUCGCGACCCACAGGUUUAAAACCGCUGAUUUAUAGCAUAGUCCUGACCACGUUUAGGUAAAUACCCAUUUUUCACAUUUAGAAUGUCCAUGCUUUUCCUAAGUUUCUAUAGACAGUUUCGUUUUUAAAUAUUAAUGUCUCCUUUCUUUAAAAAUAAAAAAAAUGUACAAAAAAUUGCUGUACCCUCACGAGGAUAUCUUUGAAAUGUUGCAGAUUUCAUAUAAGUUUUUAAUGUUACAAUUUUCAUAGUAACUGAAAUUUGUAUGAAGAAUGUAUCCCAUAUCAGACUAAGCGUCUACUGUAACUAAAAGAGUUUAUUGAAGAAAAAAAAGAUAAGAUAAAUACAGAGCCCCGUCAUCAGGAGUCAUCCAUUAGGUUGUGCGAGCAGAGCCCCGUCAUCAGGAGUCAUCCAUUGGGUUGUGCGAGCAGAGCCCCAUCAUCAGAAGUCAUCCAUUAAGCUGUGCGAGCAGAGCCCCAUCAUCAGGAGUCAUCCAUCAGGCUGUGCGAGCAGAGCCCCAUCAUCAGGAGUCAUCCAUUAGGUUGUGAGAGCAGAGCGAGCAGAGCCCCAUCAUCAGGUCAGUAGGUAAUUCGACACGCUCGUCUCGCCCAUCAUCAGAAGUCAUCCAUCAGGCAGUGCGAGCAGAGCCCCAUCAUCAGGAGUCAUCCAUUAGGUUGUGAGAGCAGAGCGAGCAGAGCCCCAUCAUCAGGAGUCAUCCAUUAAGCUGUGCGAGCAGAGCCCCAUCAUCAGGAGUCAAACAUUAAGCUGUGCGAGCAGAGCCCCAUCAUCAGGAGUCAAACAUUAAGCUGUGCGAGCAGAGCCCCAUCAUCAGGAGUCAAACAUUAAGCUGUGCGAGCAGAGCCCCAUCAUCAGGAGUCAUCCAUUAAGCUGUGCGAGCAGAGCCCCAUCAUCAGGAGUCAAACAUUAAGCUGUGCGAGCAGAGCCCCAUCAUCAGGAGUCAUCCAUUAGGUUGUGAGAGCAGAGCGAGCAGAGCCCCAUCAUCAGGAGUCAUCCAUUAAGCUGUGCGAGCAGAGCCCCAUCAUCAGGAGUCAUCCAUUAGGUUGUGCGAGCAGAGCCCCAUCAUCAGGAGUCAUCCAUUAGGCUGUGCGAGCAGAGCCCCAUCAUCAGGAGUAAUCCAUUAAGCUGUGCGAGCAGAGCCCCAUCAUCAGGAGUCAUCCAUCGAUAAGCUGGGGCGUAUUUAAGUUAAUGUUCUAUAAUAACUUUCCCGCCUCCUACGUCAAAAAGUAACCCACGUUCCCUGCAAUGAAUACAGUAUUUGUCGCCUCUGCAAACUUGCUACCCUGCACAUUUUUUACCCUGGGCAAUAGUCUGCUUUCAAGCCAUUUUGUUUUUGUUUUUUUUGUGAACUAGAAACUAGCAACUAGCAACUAGCAACUAGCAACUAGCAACUAACAACUAGCAACUAGCAACUAGCAACUAUCAACUAUCAACUAUCAACUAUCAACUAUCAACUAUCAACUAGCAACUAGCAACUAGCAACUAGCAACUAGCAACUAUCAACUAUCAACCAUCAACCAUCAACCAUCAACCAUCAACCAUCAACCAUCAACCAUCAACCAUCAACCAUCAACCAUCAACCAUCAACCAUCAACCAUCAACCAUCAACCAGCAACCAGCAACCAGCAACCAGCAACCAGCAACCAGCAACCAGCAACCAGCAACCAGCAACCAGCAACCAGCAACCAGCAACCAGCAACCAGCAACCAGCAACCAUCAACCAUCAACCAUCAACCAUCAACCAUCAACCAUCAACCAGCAACCAGCAACCAGCAACCAGCAACCAUCAACCAUCAACCAGCAACCAGCAACCAGCAACCAGCAACUAGCAACUAGCCUAUAAUUAGAGAGCUUUUUCAGAGCUCGCCGUUUUUUUUAAAUGUUGCAAUAUAUUUUGUGAACACGAUUUUAAUAAUAAUUGUGCUUAUUUAGCUUGUACUUUUUAAUCAAUUUAUUGUCAGCAUUUGGUUUUUGGUCGUGGUUGUUGCUUUUCAGAUCCUCAAAUUGGAUGUCAAUCUCAUUGUUUUCAUUGAGCCGAAAGGUUGGAAUUUCGUCAAGAGUUUCCGAAAAGGGAGAGAAAAAAGAACACGGAUAUAUGUGAAAGAGAUCGAGGACUUGGAGUACUAUCCCUUGUUUGGUCGAAUAAAGGAAAUAAUGAACAGCAAAUCGUUUCAGGUACAUACAACAGGUGUAUAAAAUGUGUGUAAUAUUUCUUUCCAAAAAAAAAAAAAGGGUUUUUUGUGGCAUUGGGAAACAUAACAGAUAGUAGGCAUGCUAAAACGAAUUAUUUACUUUGUAAACUUUAAACUUUUUUAGAACAUGGUUGAAAAAUUCCGGAAAUAAUCGAUUACUUAGAACUAAAAAUAAUUUUUUGUGUGUUUUAAAUCGCUAUUUACAACUGUGGGUAUUAUGGGAAGUGUGGGCAUAUGUCAGAAAAUUAGGUCAAUUCAUUCUUUUUUUUUAAAAAAGGGACACCGGGAGGGAAUCGUCCCAUCUUACCCCUUCCCACUGCACUGGCACUGUCCACCCAAACAUCUGAAUUGCACCCCCUUCCCCCCCCCUCCCCACUCCAAAAACCUCUCCUGGGACAAAUUUUCUGAAAGAAUCACCACAUUCUAAAAAUAUUUAGAAUUGUCCAAGGUUUAUGUGGAGGGGGGAGUUUGACCCACACCACUCAGGUGGGUAUAGCCGCAGGGCCGGCCCGAUGCUUGCUGGCGCCCUGUGCAAGGUUAACUUUGGCGCCCUUUAUAAGUAUAAUCAUUAAAGGAAAAAACAAAUUAUUCGGUAAUGAGUAUAAUACCUAUGUUUUUUUAACAAACAAAAAACCAUAGGUAAUAAACUCAUAAGGGGCGUCUAUAGCAUUGUCUCAAAUGUCAACUUUUUUACACUUGUAACACUUUCAGUCCAUAAUAGAUUUAACUUUUCUUAAAAUUAUUUACUUGCUUUACAUUCAUUAUACGUUUCUUAAAUGCCACACACGAUAAGUUUAUGUUUAGAUUUUGCUACUGGCACUGGCAUCAGUCAAUGUUACGGGAGUGCUACAGUUAAAACGGUGCAAGAAACUGAACAAUGAAAAGAUAUGACAAGGUCACGCCGACAUACAUCAAUAUGUAAAUGUUGCUUUAAGAAAAAUUGGUUGUAUAUCUUCAAUGAAACAAUUUUAAAAAAUAAAUCGCUCAGUAAGAUUUCAAAUGUUCAUCCAUGUAUCUUGGGAUAGAUGAUUAUUUCACUUCAUUAUCGGGAGGAAAAUAUUGACCGGGCUUUAUUUAUUUUGUUUCAUUUUCCGCUCAGGGUUGGGGACCCAAAUUUCGUGUGUUUUUUUUUUAUAUGCGCUAUAUUAUUAUAAUCAAUGUCAUCGUAUUUCAUCGUAUUUCAUUCAUUUUCACCUUGAAAAAAAUGGCUUUCUGGGGGUUGGGGAUGGGGGCUGAAAUCUCGAAAAAACAUAUUGUCAUCGGCAACGAUCCUAUGUGCCAAGGUUUGACGGGAAGUGGGUCAGUUAGCCGUCCGAAGAUUUCGCCACACACUCGGAAAGAAAUAAGCAUAUGAACAAUAGCGAAGUUAACAGAAAGGAUUUAAAAAUUGAUGGGUAGUGAUUAGAGCAAAAUCCGAUGUCGCAUUUCUUUUUAAAAUGCCAGCGUGUAUUCAGCGCUUCAUACUACUUAACAAAUGUCCAGCUGACAAUCUCCCCGUCUUGUCACCAAUGUGUGUACAACACCCAUCUAGAUUUUCUGUGGAUUGUGCGGCAGGGCUCGGAAUGGUUUUCCGUACAUAAAAUAUGUUCCUUGCUCCGCGCUAUGCAAACGAUGAUGGAAGCAAUAAAUGAAACACAAGGGCUGUUCGGGGAACCGACGUUUCUGAUAAUCGACGCUCCACUGUGCAUGGAUUGCCACUUAACAUUUUCCUCAAAUGUCUGUCCUUAUAUUAUUCAUAACAGAAAAACCCAGUAGGCCUCACAUAAUUUUUUUUCUUCAAUACAGACAGUGAUCUUGGUUGCAUUGAGCUAUGAUCAUAUGUAGAUGAUGUCGAUAUUCCUCAUAACGAUUGUUCCACUAUUUUUAGUUGAGAUUAUAAUAUGAUAUGAAGUACGAACAUCUAUCGAGUUCUGCUUGUAAAACCAUAGACAGAGAAGAGCUGUUUAGAGGCCGUGUACAUAUUAUAUAUAUAUAUAAGCCUAACACGAAGGUGGUAGCGGGUUGUUUAUCAUUUUGUUAUAUUGUGUUAUAUUGGGAUUGGGGGGGGGGGGGUAGAGAGCGGGGUUUCUUUCAGCUAUAUCUGCCCUGUUAAACCCUGGAAGUGCCCCCCCCCCCCGGGGGGGAAAAUUUCUGAAAUAAUCACUGGUAGAGAGCAAUAUUAUUUAAUCGUUCUUUUUAUUUUAUUUUUUAAAGUAAUUUUUGAUUUGUGCAAAAUUUCUGCGGUUUACCAAAGACAAAAUUGCAAUUUCAGCUUACAAUAAAAAUUUAAUAAUUUCGUCUUUUCUGUUUGAAACUUUAUUUAAAGGGGGUGGGUAGGUCUGCUAGAUUUAAUGAAUCAAUCAUUGUCUUUAUAAGUUGUUUUUUUAAAUUUAAAUUAUUCAUUGUAAACAUUUAUUUUGUUAUUUUGUUUACGUAAACGCGUGAAAUAUAAAAAAAAAACUGAUGAAACUCCAGUUUUAAAGCAUUGUGUUUCCCUCCUGCCACCAGGAAGGCAAUGAGAACUACGCGUCGGGCAAGUGUGAAGCCGUCGAUCCCAUGUACAACCUCGUCACAAACUCUAAAAUAACUUUAGUUCACGAGGCCCUUCAAGACAACCCAUUUAACUCCGACUAUUUUAUAUGGCUGGAUGGUGGAUACGGACAUGGAAACGCCAGUAUUUAUCCAGAGGAUAGGAUAUGGAUUCCACGUCAUUUGUUAAACUUCAAAGGUACCGGUAAACGCUUCGCAAUUUGAUAUAUAUAUAUAUAGAUAUAGUCUUAGAUAUAGAUAUAUAUAGAUAUAUAGAGAUAUAUAGAUAUAUAUAUAGAGAGAGAGAGAGAGUUUCUAUAACACCAUAAUUAACAUUUUUCAUCAGGUUUUUUGUUUGUUGUCAAACAAUACAGCUAGAGAGAUCAGCGUUAUAUAUAAAGUCUCUCUAUUUGAAUAUUUUGUUAAUCUUAAUUUUCUUCUUCAGUACCUGCAGUUAUGCCUUUUACUAUCACUAUCGGUUUGUAAUAAUUCUAAAUAUAGUCACUUAUGACAAUACAAGGAAGCCUUAAAGGGUGAACAUUGGUUUAAGAGUGAAAACAGCACAUUUCAGAAAUGGCUUAUUUACAUUUAAUUAUAGCUUCUUACAAGUCUUGUAGCUUGUAUGAAAACAUAAACAAUUUGAAAAUAGACAGGUUUUUCCCCAGCCUUUUCUAUAUACUCCCGCACCCCCUACGAAAUAUUUGACUGGACUGGCACCCCCCACCCCCCUCUUAUGCAAUGUUAUUACCAAGUCUCGCUCCCUCUACAAAAAGAAACAGUGCAUUUGAAAUCAUGAAAAUAAUCGACAAUUCAUUUAUUUAUAGAAUCGCAAAGACAACUAUACAGCUUAGAAAAUUAACUUUUGACAUUACAUAAAAUAAAAUGUUGAUGAAGAAAUGUUUAAAAAAAAACAAAACAACAUAGACACAUCUGUGCCAUGUUUAAAAAGUUAUUUCUCUCAAAUACCCUUUCCAAGCACCACCAAGGUUGAGAAUCCCUGAUUUAACACUUACUAAAAUUGUUUCAUGUACCUUGUUGCAGGUUGAGGUGUCCAGGUCGCACACUAUAAUGUGGCUAUAUUUAUAUGUUGUUGUUGUUGUUUUUUUUCCUCCAGAUAAAGUUAGUUUCACGGCUUUGGAAGAUCUGCCGGGCAAAAGAAACGACGAACUGAACGUCCUACACAAAACUGACACCGCCUGGAUAGCAGGAGGUGAGCGUCGUCUUAACAAGUCAAUUAUAAGCUCUGUAUAAUUGGUUUAUACAGUUUAUAGGUAACAUAGUCAACACGAACAUAGCAUUUGUAGCAUUCAAUAGCAUUUGUUUAAUUUUUUUUUAAACGCUUUGAGCAUUUACAAUGAAGUAAUCCAUUUAUUUUCAAUUUUACCAGGCUUUUGUUAAGAAACAUGAUAAGAACCGGGGUAGAGCUGAUGCCUUUUUUUGGGGGGGGGGGGGGUUUGGGGGGGUCGCUGUAAUAUGUGGAUAUUCAAAGUAUGUUGCCCACUAGCCUAAUACAUAAUCUAACCGUGACCUAAUAAGAUACACUCAAAGGCAAUGUUUUGACAAUCCUGCCCAUCUUUUAUAAUAAAUUAUAAUUCCUGAAAUCUUGUCCGUCCCAAGGGAGGUUAGAAUUUUAAAAAAACUCUAACAAUUCUUUGCUCUAUUAAAUCCCUUGAAAUUUGGAAUCAUUUUAUGUUUAUUUUUAAAACUUACUUAAAAAGAACUGGAAGAGCAUCUUGUGGUUGUUCUACAUUUCGUACACCUACUGACUUGGUGUUUUUAGGUGAUUCUGAGCUCUGACUGGUAGUGACUUACUGACUUGGUGUUUUUAGGUGACUCUGAGCUCUGACUGGUAGUGACUUACUGACUUCGGGUUUAUAGGUGGCCCUGAGCUUAUUGAUUCUGUACGCUCCUUGCUACGCUCACUGACAACUUACAAGCCCUCUGAAACAGUAUCAGUACCCGUCACUGCACUCUCUAUACAGUAAAUACCAGUGGUGCAUGUAUGGGUGGUGCAUGCAUGGGUGGUGCAUGUAUGGGUGGUGCAUGUAUGGGUGGUGCAUGUAUGGGUGGUGCAUGUAUGGAGCGCCAUCUGGAAUUAUUAUAGAUUAAGCACAUCUUCCCAUAUUUUACACGCGCCACGUGGUCGCGAUGCCCUCCCCCCCACCGCCCCCCAGCAAGAGAUAUUUAUAAACCUUAACAUAAUAAAAGAGCUAACUGCAUCUAACGUUUAUAGAUUAAGCACAUCUUCCCAUAUUUUACACGCGCCACGUGGUCGCGAUGCCCCCCCCCCCACCGCCCCCCAGCAAGAGAUAUUUAUAAACCUUAACAUAAUAAAAGAGCUAACUGCAUCUAACGCCAACGCUGCUACAACCUACAUCACCAUAGCAACCACAGUGCACCGUUAAGUUUAGAUUUUAAUUCUGUACAUUACAUUUGUCUAAUAACGCUAGUAAAUAACAGUGGACAUGAACUGCGUUUUAAGACAAAUCCGUAGUAGCAUUUGUUAUACUCUGUUCUUGAAACUUUUUAACGAAAUAGUAGAACGCGAUAUGUGUAAGCUUGAAUCAAAAGACAGGACAAUGAGAUGUGAACGUUUCGGCUAAUGAAAAUUGUUUGUGCGAUAAUUCCAAUGAAACUGGCUUUUUACCAUUCAAAAUGGUCCGUUAUUCUAUUCAAGUCAGUAUGAAGUAACUCGAAGCAACUCGCCUUGAUAUUUUUUCACGAUUUUUGUCAGAGAUCUCAGCGCGAUUCCAUCCAAACAUUUUCAAGACGUUAACCAUUGGUCUCCUACUGUAAUUCUGCAACCGACUCACACCAGACGACUGUUAACUCGUGGUCACAAAGCUUCAGUUUCGGGCGUUCAUGUCUCUGGAUCUCAGCUGCUACAAGCUGAAGGAGUCACUUGGGUAAUUGUUAGACGGGUAGUUUCGGCAACAGCAGUUGCGAAUGAUGCAGUGAUGAGUGAUGCAGUGAUGAAUGAUGCAGUGAUGAGUGAUGCAGUGAUGAAUGAUGCAGUGAUGAGUGAUGCAGUGAUGCAGUAAUGAAUGAUGCAGUGAUGAGUGAUGCAGUGAUGCAGUGAUGAGUGAUGCAGUGAUGAAUGACGGAGUGAUAUAUCAAUUUCAGUUACGACGACUGGAAUGAUCAAAAUCGAUUUUACAUGAGUUAAUACCGGGUAUGGUUUUUCCUAGUUCACCGGAGACUCCAUUUUCUUUAAGGAAUGCGCACAAGAUGUGACGAGAUAUGUCAUGUUGAUUAAAAAAAAAAAAUAUGCCCACUGAAAUUGCCUGGCGGGCAAUCCGGCACGCGGAUCUGACUCCGAGUAGCCCUUGUCUAUGUGUACGGGCGACCAUUUUAGUUUUCAUUUUUUUAAUAAAUUAAAUAUGGCUAAAUUUGGUUAAAAUUACAAAGUUUUAUUUUCCUGCUGUCAGGACUUUUUGCAGGUGGUAAAGAAGCCAUGGAGACAUUCUAUCGUCUGCACAAGACCAUCAUGGCUGAAUACAUGGAAAGGGGGACCAUCGAUGACGACCAGACGACAUUUUCAGAUUGUUAUUUUAGACUUCCAAGCAAUUUUCGGCCUGUUCUCGGGUCAUGGUAUGACUUGAUGGUGCCGUUUCAAUGACAUCAACUCUGACUAGUUAUUUAGUUUAUUCGAUUAUCUAUGAUUUUUUUUUAUAAAAUAAAUAAAUCAUUUAUAUUAACUUCUCUUUUUGUUCUUUUGUUUCUGGCUGGGUGGUAAAUCUUCAGACUGCUAAUUUACCCACUUCCCGUCAACCUACCAAGCUGAAAUUUGAAAAUAGACUCAUUGCCAAUGACAACAGAUUCUGUCAAAUUUUUCA
Lymnaea stagnalis (great pond snail) is the source of this 14966-nucleotide messenger RNA. The record is from the annotation of a GenBank genome assembly. NCBI's taxonomy places the organism in Eukaryota, Metazoa, Mollusca, Gastropoda, Lymnaeidae.